Messenger RNA from Scophthalmus maximus (turbot), 1410 nucleotides. It is a transcript of the gene pym1, whose product is annotated as PYM homolog 1, exon junction complex associated factor. The record is from RefSeq and is a predicted model, not a curated record. NCBI's taxonomy places the organism in Eukaryota, Metazoa, Chordata, Actinopteri, Pleuronectiformes, Scophthalmidae. Bases 295 to 915 code for a protein of 206 amino acids. Gene Ontology annotation, molecular function: RNA binding. The transcript has 3 exons. Gene Ontology annotation, biological process: exon-exon junction complex disassembly. Gene Ontology annotation, cellular component: exon-exon junction complex; cytoplasm.
AGUUGAAGAAUAGGGUUCGUUCGGUUUGUCGCUCCGGACCCCCCGGAUCGUAUGCACACGGGUUGUUUUUUUUUUUUAGCGGUCGUUGUUUGUCGUCCAAGGGCCCGCGGUCCUCGCUCUGAUAGCCGCAUGUAGAUGCCGUGACGACCGCUCUCACAUGGAGGGAAGAGGCGUCUUCAGUAGAAGUACAUGUUUAAGGCGCUGUAGUUGUCUACUGUGAGCGGGGUGGAGGGGCGUUCGAGGACACCGUUACCCGUCCGACUGAGGGGAGCGGAGCAGCACACUUACACCAAAAUGGCAACCCCGUAUGUGACAGACGACUCCGGGAAAUAUAUCGCUUCCACCCAGCGACCGGAUGGAACGUGGAGGAAGACGAGGCGGGUGAAGGAGGGUUAUGUCCCACAGGAGGAAGUCCCCGUCUAUGAAAACAAGUAUGUGAAGUUUUUCAAGAGCAAACCAGACCUGCCCCCUGGUAUGAGCCCGUCUGAGGCGUCGCCACAAGCUCAGCAGCAGCAGAAGAUUCCCGGUUGUGUGGACGGCGAGGGCGCCGGCCUCUCGAAGUCGGCCAAGCGCAACAUGAAGCGCAAAGAGAAGCGGAAACAGCAGCAGCAGCCGGGCCAGGACGGAGACGCGGACGUGGAAUCGGUGAGCGACGCCAUGGAGAACGUGUCCAUCUCGGAUGGCGGCGAGUCUUCGAACAAGGCGGCAGCGGCCUCGACGGUUCCUGACGAUUCCGUGGCAGCGGAGAAGUCCAAGAAGAUCAAGAACCUGAGAAAGAAGCUGCGUCAAAUUGAGGAACUGCAGCAGAAAGUGGACUCUGGGGAAAUAAACCAACCGACAAAGGAUCAGCUGGAGAAGUUGGGUCGGGCGAAGGCCUUACGCGACGAGAUCGAGCAACUCGAGAGCGAUUCUUGAAGCAAUAAAGGACAAGAAGUCAGACAGACUGGACGUUAAAAUACAAACUACAUACUGAAACACGGGGGGAAAGGACCGUUUGCAGCUUCAUGAUCAUAGUUUCCAUUUACACAUAUUCUACCUAUUUGAUAUUAAUUAUGAACUUUGAAAGGCGAACACGGUCUCCGCUCCUUUUCGAGCAGAGAGCGGCUGGACGACGACUACGACGACGACGACGAGCCUGUUUUCUAAUUUCAAAAUGUCCCAAAAAUAUGUGACGACUCCUUCUCAUACACUCGUAUCGGCCGUUCAGUUGUAAACAUCUUUUUAAAGAACCAUCAUAAAUGUAAAAUUGUUUCGUGCAUGUCUGUCUUUUUCCAUUUUGUACCUUUUCAUAGCAUCGGGUAGUUUGUCGAGCUUUAACAUUUCUGUCAAUGAUUGGAUUGGCCUCUUGUCAUAUCGGUGUAGAGCCUAUACAGUCAUUACAUUAAUUAAAGUUACACGCUGCGUAAAAAC